UUUUUUAAAAUAUAACCAGGAACAUUUGGCUUAUUACUGACACAAAAGCAUAAACUCCAUGGACAUUGCCAUUGAAAAUAAACAAAGAUGACGAGAUCUGCUGUGAACCAAAACCUAUUUUACUACAUUGUUUUGACUUCUGUGAUACUGACAUGCAAAGGACAGAGUUGGUGGAGGAGUCCUGAAAAUGGCCCAACUUGCAAAGCAAAUACAUGUAGAGAAAAUGACAAUGAUUGCGAGUGUUCACUCACUAUAGACCACCGCCUUACUAUGAUGACUCCUCUUCCAGAGGCCCUUCUUGUCUAUGCAGAUAAUGGAAGUUUGAAAUAUUAUAACAACGGUACUAAAUUAGGUGAUGAAGAUGAAGAUAACGUGAUAACGGCGGAUGGUUAUGGUUCUCGUCUUGUAAUAGCAGUCAAUGGAAGAUUUCCAGGUCCAACUAUCGAAGCGUACGAAAACCAGAACAUUAUUAUACACGUUCGAAACUUGAUGCACACCGACUCAACUACUGUUCACUGGCAUGGAAUGCAUCAGCGUGGAACUCCACAUUCUGACGGUGUGGCAUUCAUAAGUCAGUGCCCAAUCUUACCGGGACAAACAUUUACAUAUAGAUUUACAGCAAGUCCUUAUGGGUCCAGUUUUUAUCAUGCACAUAUUGGAGACCAGCGCAGCAUGGGAUUGUAUGGAGGUCUCGUCAUCUAUCCAAGAAGCCAAGCUGUAUCACAACCACAGCAGGGGUUUACUGUUCUUUUACAAGACUGGAAUCACGAUGACGAGCCAGAAACGUUAUAUCAGCGAAUGCUUAAUGGAGUGUACAAUGUUCAAAGUAGAGCUUUAUUAGAUUCUACUCAAUCGAUAGAUGGGGCUAAUUUCAGUCGAUUCCAAUUUCAUUCAGGCCUUAUCAAUGGUAAGGGUAGGUAUUAUAGCACUCCUUCGACAAAUAACGGUGCUCCUCUGGACAUUUUUGAAGUAGAACAAGGAAAAACAUACCGAUUUCGAGUAAUUAGUGCUUCAACACUAUACCCUUUUCGAGUGUUUGUUGAAGGUCAUCCAAAUAUUAUUGUUUGUGCCUCUGACGGAUUUGAAAUAGCCCAAGGAGUCGGUGCAAAUAAAAGAGAUAUCGAUGUUGAAUCUUUUAUAAUUCAUCCCGGGGAAAGAUUCGACUUUUUCUUGAAUGCAACGCAAACACCAGGAACAUAUCGCCUUGUUGCUGAAAGCAUUGAGGAUCUAGAUCCAGCGCGAGAUUACCAUGCUGCGGAAGCCUUAAUUAGGUACAGCGGAGGUUCUGAAACAUAUCCAACCGCCAUAGCCACCUCCAAUACAUGCCCUUGUAUAACAUUCAAUUGCCCAUACAUGUAUUAUCCUCGAACUACCCAAAGAACAUGUCUACCGUACGAUUCUGCAAACAGCAAUGAACCAAAUUAUGAUUCUUCAUCAUUAGAAAGUGUUUCUGAAACAAUGUUUUUCAACUUUGCAUUUCCAGGAGAACGAGGUCAGACUCCUGGAUCUGUUAAUGGACAUCAGUUCUUGUAUCCUACUGCUCCAAUUUUAGUUCGGUCUUCUGGUGUUGAGGUUCCAUGUUCGAGUGUAAACUGUGGUGAUGAUUCAAUUUGUGAAUGUACAUACUCUGUAGAUUUGUCAGCCGGAAAAGUUUAUCAGUUUGUCCUUACCAACAUAGGUGGAGGAAGAGGUUGGUCUCAUCCGGUUCAUCUUCAUGGUCACUAUUUUUUCGUUUAUAAAAUAGGAUUUGGAUCAUAUGACGAAACUUCAGCUAAAUUUGUCGACCAAACUACAGAUAUCAUUUGUCAAGGCACAAGAAAUUAUUGUAAUUCUGCGAAUUGGAGAAAUGUUAGCUGGCGAUCAAACGUCCAGCUAAUUUCAGACCUGAAACAAAAUAAUCCACCGGCAAAAGAUACCAUUAUCGUUCCUACCGGUGGAUAUGUCAUAAUACGAUUUCUAGCCGAUAAUCCAGGAGCUUGGUUUUUUCACUGUCACAUUGAUCUUCACAACACGAAUGGUAUCGGAAUGGUACUUCUUGAGUCUUCCAAUCAGUAUCCAAAAACACCGGCCAAAUUUCCAACGUGUUGGGAAGCAGAGGGAGUUGAAAAUAGCUCUCUAGGGAACACUAAAGCGGAUUUGGUGUGUAUCAUAGGUGUAACGUCUGCAUUGAUCAUCAUCCAAGUCUUACUGCCCUAAAAAUUGCAGCUGACGUUUAGUAACUUCAUGCAAAAAAGAUUGAAAUUAUUUUUUGUAAAAAAAAUAUUCGAAAAACAA
Saccostrea echinata is the source of this 2274-nucleotide messenger RNA. RefSeq lists its product as uncharacterized. The record is from RefSeq and is a predicted model, not a curated record. Gene Ontology annotation, cellular component: plasma membrane. The transcript has 5 exons. Gene Ontology annotation, biological process: iron ion transport. The coding region runs from base 88 to 2196 and encodes 702 amino acids. Gene Ontology annotation, molecular function: copper ion binding; oxidoreductase activity. NCBI's taxonomy places the organism in Eukaryota, Metazoa, Mollusca, Bivalvia, Ostreida, Ostreidae.